CAUUGGUCAUUCAACGUCAUUGUAAAUAUAUUUAUAUUCUCUCUCUUUUUCUUUUGUUCAAACGGAAAUACUUUGAAUUACAAAGUAAUAAAAACAAAAGCUUAUAAAAGGACAUAGCGAUAAAGAGCAUUAUAAAAUCUGACUAGCUUAAUAAUCAUAUCUAAUAGUAUAAUUUAAGUAUAUAAAUAAUUAUCAUGUUAUAUAAGUAACAGUAGCUUAAAUAAAACUCGUCAGAGUCAUUCUUUAUUUGUAACUCAAACGAUAUCAGUAAUUGCGAAUAUCAAAAUACAUUCGACAGUACAUCCGACAGAAAACAGACAAAGAUAAAUACACAUAAAAUACACAUAGUAUUUUUUUAGAUUAUCCAAUAAAAUAAUUAAAACUAUGGAAGAAACAUAUGGAUCAUGGAAUGGUAUUAAUUCCGGUGAGGAGAUUGUUAUUUCUGGUAUUGCUGGCAGAUUUCCAGAUUCAGACAAUAUAUAUCAGUUACGGGAUAAUCUUUUUAAUAAAGUUGAUCUUGUCAGAGCAGAUCAUGAUCGGUGGAAUAUACAUCAUCCGGAUAUUCCAAACCGUGUAGGAACAAUUAGCAAUAUCAAAAAAUUUGAUGCAGAUUUCUUUGGAAUAUCUUUCCAGCAAGCACACGUACUCCCGUCCGACGUAAGAAUGUUAUUAGAACGUUCUUACGAAGCUAUUAUCGAUGCAGGAGUUAAUCCAAAACAACUACGAGGGACAAAUACUGCCGUAAUCAUAGGGAUAGCUUAUAUUGAACCACAAGCGCAAUUAUUGUUUACUGAUGUUCAGUCAGGUGGUCAGAAUAUUGUUGGAUGUGCCAAAGCUACAACCGCAAACUUGAUUUCACACAUUUUGGAUCUGAAAGGAAUAUCAACUACUAUUGAUUCAGCAUGCAGUUCAAGCUGUUCUGCCAUGGCCGUUGGUUACGAUUAUAUUAUGUCUGGCAAAUGUGAAAAUGCGAUAAUUGGAACUUCAAAUAUAUGUUUACAUCCCCUGUUAAACUUACAAUUUGCACGUCUAGGUGUUUUGUCACCUAGUGGUUACUGCAGACCAUUUGACAUUGAUGCAGACGGUUAUUCACGUAGCGAAACGGUGGCAGCGAUAUAUCUACAAAAAGCAAAGAAUGCAAAAAGAAUUUAUGCUGUAUGUCCUCAUAUUAAAUUAAAUAACGAUGGUUACAAAGAGGAAGGAAUAAGUUAUCCAUCAGCACAAAUGCAAACCACUCUACUAAAAGAAUUUUAUAAUGAAUGCGGAAUACCGCCAUCUUACUUGGAUUGCAUUGAGGCACAUGGUACCGGCACCAAAGUUGGUGAUCCUAACGAAAUCAGUGCACUCUAUACUGUUUUGGGUGCGAGUAGAGAAACUCCAUUAAUGAUCGGUUCCGUAAAAUCUAAUAUGGGUCAUUCUAAACCCGCGAGCGGUAUUGGUCAAAUUGCUAAGGUAAUAAUAGCAUUCGAAACCGGUUUUGUUCCACCAAAUAUCAAUUACACGUCACCACGACGUGAUAUAGAGGUUUUAUUAAAUGGAACUGUACGUGUCAUCGAAGAACCAUUGCCAAUUAAGAACGGUUACAUUUGUUUGAAUUCUUUCGGUUUCGGAGGAUCCAACGCUCACGUGCUAUUAAAAUGGAAUGACAAGCAGAAAAUUAAGGAUCGAGUAACGAACGAUGACCUGCCUAGACUUGUAAUAUUAUCUGGACGCACUGAAGAAUCAGUAAAAUUAUUUUUAAACGACAUUGCUAAUCAACCGAUAGAUAUAGAAUAUAUCCGUUUACUGCACGACGUCUAUGCUGACAAUAUAGAUGGUCAUCCGUGGAGAGGAUUCAUUAUACUGAAUAAUUUGAAACAAGAACCAAUAUACGAAAUUCAAAAUUGCGUUAAUAUGAAAAGACCAGUUUGCUUUAUAUUUUCUGCUUUAGGCUCACAAUGGCCAGGAAUGGGCCAAAAUUUAUUAAAAUUUCACGUCUUUGCAAACACAAUAAGAAGAUGUGAUGAGUUUUUAAAACCAUAUAGUAUAAGUGUCAUGGACAUUUUGACAGAUACAACUCAAAACGUGUACGAAAAUGCAUUAUACGCGUUUGUUGGCAUCGUCGCUAUUCAGGUUGGCUUAGUGGACCUUCUAACAUCUUUAGGAAUUAUUUCGGAUUACAUGAUAAGUCAUUCUGCUGGUGAACUCGGUUGUGCGUACGCGGAUGAAUGUCUCACCACUGAACAAACUAUUUUAUCAGCAUACUUUAUCGGUGUGGCAUGUAUGGAAGGAAAAAUAAUUCCCAGCUCUAUGGCACUUGUCAGCUUAAAUUACAAAACUCUAAAAGAUAUGUGUCCAACGGAUAUUGAGAUAAUAUGUCGCAAUAGUAAGAAUAGUAGCAUUGUGUGUGGACCCACAGAAUCCGUACAAAAAUUUGUGAAAAACUUACAGCCCAAUAAUAUUCACGUAAAAGAGAUUCUGUGCAAUGUACCAUAUCACAGUUCUUAUCUUGCAUCCGUGAAAACUCGGCUUUUGUGUAAUUUAAACAAAGUAAUACCAUGGCCGAAGAAACGGAGUCCAAAAUGGAUCAGCUCCUCCGUACCCUGUGCCGAGUGGUUUACCUCAGCAUCGAACUUAUCAUCGGCGGAUUAUCAUACGCACAGUAUAUUAAACACCGUUCUUUUUGAACAAACGGCACAUCUAAUUCCAAGUAACGCUGUGACUAUCGAAAUCGCACCAGAUGUCGUUCUCCAGAAUGUUUUAAAGGAAUCCUUACAUCCGAAAGUGACGAACAUUGUAUUAAAUCAACGUACUGACGUCGAUGUAUUUCUGCAAAAAAUUGGAAAGCUCUAUAAUUGUGGUUUACAGCCCCAAAUUGCCAAUUUAUAUCCUUCAGUGAAAUUUCCAGUUAGUCGAGGAACUCCUAUGAUCGCUCCGUCGAUCAGAUGGGAUCAUUCCAAAGAUUGGUUUAUAUUUAAAUAUCAAGAACAAAUAUACAAUAAAUUCCGAGAAAGGCACGUUAAAAUCUUACUUCAGAGUGAGGACGAUGAAUUUAUGGGCGGACAUAUUAUAGAUGGGAAGAAUUUAGUACCAGCGACUGCUUAUCUUGCAUUCGUUUGGGAAACUUUCGGCAUGAUAAAAGGAAAAAUAUACUCAUCAAUUCCAAUAACAUUCCAGGAUGUACGCUUCAUUCGUGCUACCCAUUUGUCAAAAAAUGAAGCUACAAACUUAACGAUUGCAAUUCUGAAAGAUGGAAGAUUUGUAAUAACCGAAGGAGACAGCGUUAUAGUAACUGGUAGAGUAUACGAGUCAUCGAAUCCAGAACAAGAAAUAACUUCUACAGAUAUAUUGUCGGAAAACAACGAAGAAGAACAUAUGACUACCAAAGAUAUUUACAAAGAAUUGAAAUUGCGCGGUUACCAGUACAGCGGCUUGUUUCGUGGAUUACACAGCGCAUCUAUUUCAGGCAACAAAGGACACGUCGCUUGGAAAAACAAUUGGGUAACAUUUAUGGAUACCAUGCUACAAAUGCACAUUAUCGGACAUGACACUAGGGAUUUGUAUGUUCCUACAAGUAUUGAAAAAUUGACGAUUAAUCCUGCGCUUCAUGCUUGGACGGUACAACAAAUUGAAAACGAGUACCCUACAACAAAUGCAGAUAAACACAUUUUAUUACCGAUACGAGUAUACAGAGAGAUCGACACGGUCAUAGCCGGCGGAAUAGAGCUUCGAGGUGUCAAAGCCACUCAGAUCGCUCGCCGCAAAUUGGUUCAAGAUGCUGUUAUCGAGGAAAACGUAUUUGUAGCCCAUCAUGAUCGCGCAAAAAUUUCUUUAAGCGAAGCGAUACGAAUAUCUGCGCAACUCGCCUUGGAAGAUCACCAGGUCACUAAAGUGAAGGCCAUUGAGCUAGUGGAAGAUGACGAUAAUGUUACAUUAGAUUCCAUAUCUUCUUUACUGUUGAUUGAUGCUUUUAAUGACAUACCCUUAAUACAAACAAAUAUUACUCUUUUAACAUCGCCGAACCGUUUUAAUCCAGCAAACCUAUCGCAAAACAUUUCGAUUGCUGAUUUAAACAAACCAAUUGUGAACGACAAAGUCUUAAUAGUCGCUGGAUUCAAUCUUUUAACCAAACAACAAACUUCUCUAAAACGACUUUUGCCAUCUCUAAAAGAAGGUGGUUAUCUGUUGACACGCGAAGAAUGCGACGUAUAUGAUUAUAGCAAAUAUCAACAGCAAUACGAUUUAAAUGUUAUUCUUGAAAAACGUACUGAUAAAGAAAUAAUCGUUUUUAUGAAGAAAAAAGUUCAGAUAGAAAAAAGAAUUGUUAUUUACAUAAAUAAUGACAACUUUAAUUGGCUGGACGAUUUAAAACCACUAGUGAGUGACGAGAACAAACUCGAGAAAAACAGUAGAAUCAUAAUUGUUGGAGAGGGAGACUCUGAGUGUGGUCUGUUGGGUUUUGUCAACUGUUUAAGAAAAGAACCAGGUGGAGAACUCGUUAGAGGUGUGUUUAUUCAAGAUAAAGAGGCUUCUAAAUUUUCUCUUCAGGACUCCUUUUAUUUACAACAAUUGCAAAAAGAUAUGACUAUUAAUGUGUUACGACCUAAUAAAAUAUGGGGAUCGUACAGACAUUUACAAUUACCACGGCAAGAAGCCGAAUCUGUUCUAACCGCACACGUUAUUCAGACGGUCCGUAACGAUCUGAGCACAUUUUGUUGGGUGGAAAGCGAGUUAUCUAUUAAACCUGAUCGUAAAGAUUUGGUAGAUGUUGUCUACUCGUCUCUCAAUUUUAAAGAUGUAAUGGUUGCAACUGGUAGAGUAGUAUUUAAUCAAAUUUUGAGAGGACGGUUAUAUCAAUAUAUUCCUCUGGGAAUGGAAUACGUUGGAUUCGACGUUAACGGGCAACGUGUAAUGGGACUUAAAGAUACUAACUGUAUAGCAAACGUUGUUGCAGCACGUGAAAAUAUGUGUUGGAAGAUACCGGACGCGUGGACAUUUGAAGAAGCUGCGACAAUCCCAUGCGUUUAUGGCACGACUUACAUCGCUCUUUACAUUCUUGGAAAAAUGAAAGAAGGUGACAAAAUACUUAUACACUCUGGUACUGGCGGCAUUGGACAGGCAGCUAUUAACCUGGCUCUCAAAGAAGGAUGCGAAGUGUUUACUACCGUGGGCACAAGCGAGAAGAGAGAUUUCAUUAAAAAACUGUUUCCUGCAAUUUUAGAUGAACAUAUUGGAAAUUCUCGGGAUAUCAGUUUCGAACAAAUGAUAAUGCAUCAAACGAACGGUCGCGGGGUCGACAUCGUGUUGAAUUCAUUGGCGGAGGAAAAGUUAAUAGCAUCCGUUAACUGUUUAGCACAAAACGGUCGUUUUCUAGAGAUCGGCAAAUUUGAUUUAUCUUCUAACAAUCCUUUAAGUGUAUCUGCGUUUCAAAAAGGAAUUAGUUUUCAUGGGAUUGUAAUCGAUGAAAUGAUUUUUGGCGAUCAUAAGCAUACGCCCCUUAUGUUCAAAAUGAUAGCUGCUGGUGUGAAUAACGGAACCGUCGUUCCAAUUCAAGCAAAAGUUUUUCCGAGAACAGAUAUUGAACAAGCUUUUAGAUACAUGGCGAGUGGAAAACACAUGGGAAAGAUUAUUCUAAAUAUGCAGAAGAAGGAUAAACCUUCAGACGAGCCUGUUAUCGCGUAUCGUCGCUAUUACUGCUACGCGAACAAAAGUUACGUUAUACUAGGAGGUCUGGGUGGAUUUGGUUUGGAGUUAACCGAUUGGUUGAUAUUUCGGGGUGCCAGAAACGUCGUGCUAGUUUCACGAACUGGAAUAAAAAACGGUUACCAACGCAUGAAGAUUCGACUGUGGGAAUCGUAUGGUGUAAAUGUACUGAUCAUCAAGGAUAUCGAUGUCGCUAAUCCGAAGGACUGUGAGUACCUCUUGCGAACUGCGGAAAAAAGAGCACCCGUGGAUGCAAUAUUCAAUCUCGCUGUGGUGCUGAGGGAUAACAUUCUGAAGAAUCAAACCGCGACAACGUUUGCAGAGUCCUUUCAGUCGAAGGCUCGGGCAACGCAAGCUUUGGACAAAUGUUCCAGAAAGAUUUGCUCUAAGUUACGACACUUUGUAGUGUUCUCUUCCGUUUCUUGCGGCAGAGGUAAUUCUGGACAGACUAAUUACGGCAUGGCCAACUCCGUUAUGGAGAGAGUAUGCGAAAAGAGAACGCACGAAGGAUUACCCGCACUGGCAAUUCAGUGGGGAGCUGUGGGUGACGUGGGUCUUGUCGCUAACAUGCAGGAGGAUGAUAAAGAACUGAUUAUCGGCGGUACUUUGCAACAAAAAAUAUCCUGCUGCCUUGACGAGCUCGAUAAAUUAUUACUUCAAAGUCGACCGGUGGUGAGUAGUAUGGUGGUAGCUGAAAAAAAGACGGGAUCUUUCGGACUUGGAAACCUGGUAGAAACUGUUGCCAGUAUUUUAGAUAUAAAAGACAUAAAAGUUAUAAGUCACAAUAUGUCUCUGGCCGAACUUGGAAUAGACUCUAUGAUGAGCGUUGAAAUCAAGCAAACUCUAGAACGAGAAUUCGACAUCUUUUUAACUGCACAAGAAAUACGAAAUCUUACUUUUGCGAAACUCAUUAAAAUGUCCAACGCAGACUCCAGUGAUUACAAUACGCAAAAUAAAACAAAAAUUAAUACAAAGAUAGUUGAAGCCGUAAAAUUUCUAGUUGGCAUUGUAAAAGACGCCGAUUUUAUUUCAGAAACCAGUAUUGAACUUUCAACUGGUAAACAGGAAACUACGACUGAAGUUUUUCUUAUACCAGGUAUAGACGGGUGUGCAACUGUAUUUAAUCAUUUAGCGCCAAAUAUAAAAUUUUCAACAACGUCCCUGCAAUAUAACACAAACAACAUUGAUGCAAACAUUAUAGCGAAGACGACUGAUCAUUUCACAAACCACAUUUUAUCAUCAAAGUUGAAAGGUACAAAAGACUUUGUAGUAGUAGGGUACUCCUUUGGAUCUUUUAUCGCAAUUGAGUUGACAAGAAGGUUAGAAGCCAUGAACUUUAAAGGCCGUCUGCUUCUUAUCGACGGCGCUCCUAAACAAAUGCAGAUGAUAUACAAUAAUUAUGCGUCAGAUAUGACAGAAACAGACCUUCAAAAUAGUGUUCUAAUUAAUACUAUGGAUAUUUAUUCGCCAGGAUCUAGUAAAAAGAUUCUAAUGGAACUGAAAAAAUGUAAUACCUGGGAAGAGAGAUACAAUAUUUUCUCAAAACAGUUCUUAGCUAUGAAUAAGUUACUCUCACCAACAAAUUUAAAAACGCUGUGUACCACAGUUUAUACACAUUUAUCCAAUAUUCCGAACUAUGAUCUUUCUACAUUGUCGCCUAUCAAAUCUCCAAUAACCUUGUUAAAAUGUACAAAUUCUUUCCAUAUUCCCGAGAUUGAAGAAGAUUUUGGUUUGCAGAAGGUAACUCAAAGUGUGGUGAAGGUGCAUUACGUUGAAAGUACUCAUGUGACGAUCUUAAAAAAUAAAAAAGUGUCAGCUGCAAUUAACGGAGAACCACCAUUUACAUUUUAAUUAAAAUAAAUAACCAAUUAUUAUUAAAAUUAUAUUGACUGGCGGAUUUUAAAGGAGGGGGUUAAAACUUCCUUUGCACUCCAAAUUUUUUGAAGUCAAAUUUCACUCCAAAAGAGUGAAAUGUCACUUCUAACGAAAGCGAAAAUUGCGCCAAUCCAACAGAAAUGAUUUUUCAGUUCAAGGAGAGAGUGAAGCAUUCACUCCGUAAUUAGAAUGAAAUUUUUACUCUUAGAGAGUGAAAAUUCAUUCCAUUUGUGAAAUUAUUUUCAAUUUAAGGAGGAGUGAAUAUUUUCACUCUCUCAAAAGAAAUGAAUAAUUGAAUAGGUAAAUGUUAAAAGUAGUUAAGUCAAAUUUUGCAAUUUUAACGAAUGUAUGAUGUAUGUGCAACUGCUUCGUAUACAGUCGAAACCUCGUAUUAAUGGUUUGUACAGAGAGAAACUAUAUAUAGAGAGAUACGAGAGAAAAAUUCGUUUAAGAUCUCAAAUAUAACACCAUAGAUACAAAUCGAUGCCGAUGUUACGUGGCGAUGAAGAAGCAAUGGAAACAGACUGCGAAGCGCCGCGUUCCCUGCCGCUGGUUCACGAGUCUUCUACGCGGUCAGUCACUCUUAUUAGACUGAAAUGUCACUCUUUAGAAGUGAAUGUUGAUAGACCAUCUAAAUCACUCUUACAGUAGGAGUGAGUUUGUUCACUCCAUUGCCAAGAGUGAACUCAUUCACUCCAUUCACUAACAGUGAAAAAAUCACUCUAUUUGAAAUGAUAUGCUAUUCAUUCCAGCAAAGAGUGACAUAUUUCACUCCAAAAAAUUUCAAAUGUGUGGUUAAAACCCCGUCUUUUAAAUUAAAAAAUUAGUUUUACUGAAUCUGUUAAAAAAAUUUAACUAAAAUAAUGCAGGCCGAUUAACGCGGUCAAAUCCUUAUGCAUAUAAGAUUCACUGUGUUCAAACUGUUCGAUGUUCGAUAUACGAUGCCACUCUCUAAAUUUCUUAGAGUAAAAUAUCACUCCAAAUGAGUUGAUUUUCACAUCAAGCGAUAAUGGAAAUGCUGCAACUUCUCCAUAAUAAAAAUCUACUUUUCACUAAAGUGAUUGUUUUAACUCUGAACAUGGAGUAAAACGUGUUACUCAUUUCAAAGUGAAUAUUCACUCGAUGAGAAAAUGAAGUCUUCACUAUUUCAUCGAGUAAAUUUUUCUCUUUUAUGUUACGAGUGAACAGAUUCACUCAUAUCAUAGGGCCUUAACAGAAUGGCUUAUAAUUUUAAGACAAUAUUUUAUGGUUUAAAUCUUUAAGUAACACACAAUAACUGUCUUGACACACGCGAGACACGUUAACAUUGCAAGACAACGACUUAUUAUUUCUCGGUCUUUGUCGCAAAUAAAUCUUUCUCAAAACUACGUUCACACGCGAGACACGUUAACGAGCCGACUUGUGCCGCAGUUUCAGUCUUUGCCGCAAACAAGCGCGAACGUGUUUCACACUCGUGCACAUUUAAUAUGUUUUUCAGUCUUCACGAAUGAAAACAUUCUACUCCGUAUUAUGUAGAGUGAAAAUAUUUACUACAUAGAGGGAAAAUAUACUCUACAUAAUAAAGUACACAUGUUUCACUUCAUUUUACAGAGUUAAAAAUUUAUUAUAUAACAAAAAGUAAAAGAAUUAACUCCAUAUAAAUAAAAAAUCACUCUAAGUCGAGUAAUUCGACCAGUCACUCAUUUUUUUGAGUAAAUUAUCACUCUAAGAAAUUUAGAGAGCAGGGAACAAUUUUAUUAACUUCUCCUACCCUUCACCCCAUUAUUGACAACAGAAUAUUGACAUUAUUGUCAACAGUAAGUCGACAUCUUUUCUAUUUU
Monomorium pharaonis (pharaoh ant) is the source of this 9377-nucleotide messenger RNA. Its product is annotated as fatty acid synthase-like. The coding region runs from base 385 to 7533 and encodes 2382 amino acids. The transcript is spliced from 19 exons. Gene Ontology annotation, biological process: fatty acid biosynthetic process. NCBI's taxonomy places the organism in Eukaryota, Metazoa, Arthropoda, Insecta, Hymenoptera, Formicidae. The record is from RefSeq and is a predicted model, not a curated record. Gene Ontology annotation, molecular function: phosphopantetheine binding; 3-oxoacyl-[acyl-carrier-protein] synthase activity; oxidoreductase activity.